AUGAAGAUACGUCACGCUCGUCUAAACCUACUUCUCCUUCUACUACCUCUAAUCAACCUUCUCCUCUUUCCGACAUUAUCUUCCGCUCAAGACUACGGCGAAGAUGCCGAGAAGAAAGACAAACCUCCACCAGGUCUCGCCCGUUGCAACGGUGUUUACAUGUCAUACAACUCCGGCGGCCGCGAGAAGCUAUACCCUCGCACCAAGAACGCGACAGCUCAAGCCUGGUCCUUCAAGGCAACGGCUAUGAUCGUGAACACGGGGAUAGAAGAGGUCAAAGGCUGGGAAAUGUUCGUAGGGUAUAACCAUAAAGAGAUCAUUGUUUCCGCUACGGGAGCUGUCUCAUCUGAUGGUGACUUUCCGUACGAUGCAAGUAAUGGGACAACGUUCAUUGGUUCUCCUAAUACGGAUCUUAAGACCUCGAUUGAAACAGCUGGUGACUAUACUAAGAUCUCAACGAAUAUUGAGAUAACAGGAACGCUUUUUGGUGGUAGAGGCACGGCUACGCCGUUGCCUAAAUCGAUCAAGCUUGUUAAUGAUGGUUGGCAAUGCCCUGCUGCUACUUCAAAAGCUGGUACAAUGCAAGUUUGCUGCAAGAGGAACCCUAAGUUUAAAGCUAAAAAGAAAACCAAAACCAAGUUCGCGCGUAGACGAAAUGGAGACUUGAAUAUAAUAUACGAUGUUCUUCAAGCUUACACAAGCAACUACAUGGCGCAGGUAACUAUAGACAAUGAUAGUCCAUUGGGACGGUUAGACCACUGGAAUUUAACAUGGGAGUGGAUGCGAGGAGAGUUCAUCUACUCCCUGCGUGGAGCUUACUCAGCUGAGAAGAACCCGUCAGAAUGCUUGCACAGCAAGGCAGGACAGUUCUAUGGGGAUCUUGAUUUCUCUCAGGUAGCUACUUGCCAGAAGAAGCCUAUUAUCAAGGACUUACCGGCUGAGCGUAAAGAAGAUAAACAACUCGGGAUGUUGCCUUUCUGCUGCAAGAAUGGAACUCUCUUGCCAGCUCUCAUGGAUGCCUCUAAGGCCAGAGCCAUCUUCCAGUUACAGGUAUACAAGGUGCCACCUGAUCAGAACAGAACAGCAUUCUUCCCUCCUCAGCAUUGGAAAAUAGACGGUAUAGUCAAUCCACAGUACAAAUGUGGACCACCUGUAAGAGUGGAUCCAACCGGAUUCCCUGACCCGAGCGGUCUCCAAGCCACCACCUACGCAAUAGCUAGCUGGCAAAUCAUCUGCAACAUAACAAAACCUAAACCAAAAGCUGCUCGUUGCUGUGUCUCUUACUCAGCCUUCUACAACGACUCAGCCAUCCCUUGCAACACAUGUGCUUGCGGUUGCGGAGAUAUCGACACAGACACAUGCAACGAUAACGCCAGACAGCUUCUCCUCCCUCCAGACUCGCUCUUGGUACCUUUUGGAAACAGGACGUUAAAGGCGAAAGUAUGGGCAAAGAGGAAACACAUGUCUGUUCCAAAGAAGCUUCCUUGUCCUGAUAACUGUGGAAUCAGCUUAAACUGGCAUGUUAACUCGGACUACGCUGAUGGAUGGUCUGCGAGGGUGACGGUUUUUAACUGGGGAGCUAAUGCAGUGGAGGAUUGGUUUGCUGCUGUGGAUUUGGGUAAAGCUGGUUUAGGGUAUGAAAAUGUUUACUCGUUUAAUGGGUCAAGAGUUCCACCUAAGAACCAGACUAUUUUCUUUCAAGGACUUCGUGGUAUGAACUUCUUGAUUGGUCUCAAAAAUGGGACGCACCCUAGAGACCCUAAGGUUCCAGGGAAAAUGCAGUCGGUUAUAUCGUUUAAGAAGCAUUUGGGGACUUUCAAUAUUCCAGGAGGAGAUGGAUUCCCAAAGAGAGUUUUCUUUAAUGGUGAAGAAUGUGCGCUUCCUAAGUUCUUUCCUAAAAAGAGUUCAGGGAUGAGACUAUCUGGUAUACGAUUCUUGCACUCAAUUCUCCUGGUGAUCACAACAUUUGUAGUGAUUAUGUGUUGGUUUUAA
Molecule: messenger RNA, 1992 nt
Organism: Eruca vesicaria subsp. sativa (arugula)
Lineage: Eukaryota; Viridiplantae; Streptophyta; Magnoliopsida; Brassicales; Brassicaceae
Source: the annotation of a GenBank genome assembly